AUGGCAGCGAAGCAAGGCGCGACGGCGUUCUCGAAAUACACUGUCCAGCCAAAAGGUCUCUAUGCUGCCAUCAACAGGCUGUUCGCGCUCGACCCCAAGCGGUCUACCGGUAUUCCCAUGAACCCGCAAUUCCGCAACCCACCCCCAGGAGGCCUGGACCCCAACACCUACGACGACCCCGUCACCGUUCCCGCCGCCGAUCUUGCAGAAAACCCUUACUGGAAGCGUGACGUACGACGACGAUACCCGCGGCUCUCGACCAUCACUCAGGCGGAUGCGGUAGCGCUAUUGGAGGUUGGAAGCGCGGCAGCGCCCAAGCAGGACCUGAUUGGAGAGGCAGGUUCGAAGCAAUUGGUCGCCGCACAGGAACAAGGUAGCAAAGGUCUGGCAGUAGCUUUUGAGAGGAACACCGGAUUGGCAAAGGAUAUCUUGGGCCCUGGAGGUUUGCCGCCUAUGCCGCCUGCGCUGCACACCACGAAGGCUGCGGGCCAGAAGCAAUACAAUUUGGAGCCGGAGCAAUCAUACCCUGAUACCUACCCUUGCCGGGUAUUUUCCUAA
Parastagonospora nodorum SN15 is the source of this 558-nucleotide messenger RNA. RefSeq lists its product as hypothetical. Bases 1 to 558 code for a protein of 185 amino acids. The record is from RefSeq and is a predicted model, not a curated record. NCBI's taxonomy places the organism in Eukaryota, Fungi, Ascomycota, Dothideomycetes, Pleosporales, Phaeosphaeriaceae. The transcript has 3 exons.